Cryptosporidium ubiquitum is the source of this 2700-nucleotide messenger RNA. RefSeq lists its product as uncharacterized. The coding region runs from base 1 to 2700 and encodes 899 amino acids. Gene Ontology annotation, molecular function: RNA binding. The transcript has a single exon. The record is from RefSeq and is a predicted model, not a curated record. Lineage: Eukaryota; Apicomplexa; Conoidasida; Eucoccidiorida; Cryptosporidiidae. Gene Ontology annotation, biological process: regulation of cell cycle; regulation of mRNA splicing, via spliceosome.
AUGAAUUUAAAAACAAAUAUAAUUUUAUAUGUAACUUUAGUGUUUGUUCUUGUUGCUAUUGCCCAAGUUCUGGCUGCAGAUGGUGAUUCACAAAACGAUGGUUCUAGAGAACAAGAAAAGAAUGACCUUAUGAAAAUGAGUUUGGAAGCUUGGAUAGAACUAACUAAUCUGGUACCUCUGGAAGAUAUUUAUGAGAACCGAUGUAUUGCUGAAAAACUUUUGACAUAUGCGUUUAUUUAUUUCUCCUUUUUAAUUAAAUUGGCUGCAGUUUUUAACUAUAAAAAUUGCACAUCGGUAUACAAUAGAACUACAGGAAUGUCAAAACUAUUAAAAAUUAAUAAAAAAAUUUUUAGAAGUUGCUUUUUAGUUUCAUUUUCAACUGCUGAGAAAAUUGCUAUAUUUGUUGAUAGUAUUGGAAAUGAAGAUUUACUAAAAAAAUUAAAGCCACAAGAUAGUUUUUUAUCUUUUUUAUAUUUAAUCAUUGCUAAUUUGGGAGAAAUUUUUUUAACAAUGAAGAAUAUUCUCAAAUAUUUAAUGACUAUUUUUACACAUAUAAAUGAUCCCCAUUUGGAUAUGAUGAUAUCUACAGUAGUUGAAGAAUAUUACACUUUAUUACCUUCUAUCGAUCAAGCUGUAGAGGAAUUAGAGAAAUUAAGUACUGUUCAAUUUGCAGAAUUAGUUGAACAAAAUGGAAGUCAAGUUUUAGCUCUUUCUUUUGAAGUUUUUGAUUUUAAUCCAGAGAUUGAACACAUGAAAUUGUUGAAAGAAGCAAGGCAAAGAAAGUUAAAAAUAGCUCAAAAAGUUGAAGCUGCUGGUGGAGAGUCAAAGAAAGCCAUAACUGAUAAAGCAAAAUGUGGGAUGAUUUCCGGAGAAUUAUUUUUAAUGGAAAACAUAAUUCUUUGUUCUUUUUUAGUUUACGAAUUUUGUAUGGAAUCUUUAUCAGUUUUUGACGAUCAUGCUUUAACUGCCAUUGAAGCUAUUGCUCUAAUCAAAGAACAAUUAUUGAAGUUAAUAAUAAUUGCAGGUACUGAGUUAGAUUUAGAAGAACAACAAGUUGUUGAAAUUAGGAGAACAGUUAACCAAAUUUUAGCAAUGGAGAACUUAAGGGCAGCUAAUGUUAUAUUUAGCAUGCAUCGAUCACGUGUCAAACAUGAUGAUUUAUUAGCUGAUUUUAAAAAUAUGCUUUCGCUUCUUAAUGUUAGUUGUAAGACACUUGAAAAAAAUCAUCAAAGGUACGGAAGAACGGAUUGCGUAGAUAAAAUGGUCAUGUUAGUAAAACCUCAACUGAAAAGAGGAUUAAGUUUUUUUAGAGAUUAUGUUGGUACUCUCACAUCAGGAAAACAACAAUUACAAGUUCAUUAUCGAGGUGAUCAUGAUAUUUCAGAAGAAAGUGGAAAGGGAAGAGCUGCGGAUAAGAAAAAGGAUAGAAAGAAACAAAAACCAAGAAAAGGUGGAACUGAAAAAUCAGAUAAAAGCACUUCUGAAGAAAAGAAGAAAAGCAAAGCAAUGGAAAAAUUCGAGUAUUUAUUAACUAAUCGGGCAAGCACAAGUAGUGACGAACGCAUUGUUAAAGAUACCAGUUCUUCAAAAGACACUUCUCCUGAGAAAACCAAGGGAGGAGAAAAGACUCAUGGGCCCAGAAUUGACAGAAAAGCAUUAAAAUUACAAAAGCUUCAACAAGAAGAAGAGAAAUCUCUAAAGAAAGAAAAAAUAAAGGAAACAAUUAAAGAACAAAAACUCGUAGCGGCCUCAGCAAAGAAGAGGAAGCAAGAAGAAAGAAGAGAAAAGAAUGAAAGUAGAAGAGAAAGGGAAGAAAGAGAAAGAGAGGAUAGGAGACGAUCGGAAAAAGAAAGACAAGAUGAAAUUCAACAUAGACAAUUUAUGCAUUCAUUAACAACUCAAGUAGAAAAAAUAGAAGAAUUGUUUAAGGAAGCUGGAAAAGGAGAAAGUUUUUCCGCUUUAAUUUCGUUUGUCUUUAGCGUAAUAAGUGAUGAGGUUGAAAGUAAAGAAAAGAGUGAAGAAGAUCUUUCAAAACAGUUUGCCUCAAUGUCAGUUUCAGGAGCGACUGGUGCACAGGGUACAAGCCAAAGACCAAGUUUAGGGGCAAGGAGCAAAAGAAGAGCAGAUGAAGUUCCAGGAGAUGGGCCAGUAGGUUCAACAGCUGAGUUUUUCAAAUCAAAAGUAUCAGCUCCACUAAGGAGAGAUAGAAGUAGAUCUAGUGAUAGAAAUAGAUCUAGUGAUAGAAAUAGAUCUAGUGAUAGAAGUGGAUCUAGUGAUAGAAGUAGAUCUAGAAGCGUAAGUAGAACCACGGGAGAUUCAGGAUCAUUCGCUGGAAUGAGCUUCGACGUAUUUACAGUACCUAUGUCUUUAUUUGAAGAGCAAGGUGGACCUGGAAAGUCUAGAUUUUUAAGAUUUUUUUCAGCUGGUGAAGAAGAUCCAGAGAAGACUGAAGAAAAGGCAAAUGCUUGUUUAGAAUACUGUUCGGUAACUGAUAUUUAUUUUUCCACUGUUACAGAAGCGUCUACCUUAGCUGAAGUAGAAGCUGCAUUAGAAACGUGUGGCAAAGAAAUUCAAAACUUACAUUUAAGAGUUGCACCAUCAUUGACUGGUAAAGCACUUCUUGCAUUAAAGUUAGUUGAGAGGGAUUUGAUUGCUUCAUUUAUCAGAAUGUUAUUACUGCAAAAACAAAAAAGUAAGUAA